AUGUCUGGCGUUACUAUUGAAAGAGUCAGUGAAGAUUAUAUUCGUUUUUCAUUUACUAAUGGUUCAUUGGAUGUUGUCAUUCGACUUGGUGACUUAAGUCAAGAACCAUGUGAUGCUAUUGUUAAUCCUACAAAUUCAUAUUUGAUUCCCGAUGGAGGAUUAGAUGCUCGUGUACAUGAAAAAAUGGGUCAAUUUUUUACAGAUCAAGUCGUUGCUCUUCAUAAAGAUAUGCAAGCAAAUGCAUGUCCAAUGGGACAAUCACGUAUUUUUAUUGGAAAAUUUAAUCGUGAACAAAAUGAUGCACGUUUUGUUAUUAGUACUGUAGGUCCAGUUUAUACAGAGUCAGAGAUAGAACGUGCUGGUUUUUUUUUGCAAUCAUGCUAUUAUACGUCGUUGGCGCUUGCAAAUAUUUAUCAACUUACUUCAAUUGCAUAUCCAGCAAUAUCAUGUGGAGCAAAUCAUUUUCCUCCAGAUGAAGCAGCUCGUGUGGCUAUUGAUUCAAUACGACGAUUUUCACAUAAUGUAAAAGAUGUUCGAUUUGUUUUGUUAGAUCGUGCCAUAUUCGAUGUUUUCGUUCAAGAAUGGACUGAUUAUGCGCAACAAGUAAAUAAAGAUGCAAAUAAGAUUGAUCAAACUAGUGAUGAUCAAAGUGAACCACCAAAAACACCAUCACCUGUAUCACCAAAACUAACAGUUCGUACUUGUGUUCUUUGUAAAAAACAAGAAUUACCUGUUGAUCGAGAAACUUUAUGUCCUAAUUGUUCUCAGUUGGAACGUCCAGAAGUAUUUAAACUUUUUUUAUCAAAUUUACGUACAUCUAGUGAAAAAUCAUAUGAUACACUUGUGCAAGAAUGUCAAUUAUUAAAUCCAGUUUUGAAACUAUAUGCACUUAUUUAUACUCCAGCUAAAGUAUUUGAUCCAAAUACUUAUACCCGUGAUGUGGUUUCUGAACAUUAUUUAAAUCGAUAUUGUGAUAAACAUUAUCGCAAUUCUAUACCACUGUCAAUUGCAGGUGACGGAAAUUGUUUUUAUAAUACAUUUGUUGUAUUAGCAGGAACAGGUUUAACUACUGAUGGAUCUGUUUUAACAUCUAUUGAACUUCGAGCAAGAAAUGUUGUUGAACUUGUUCUUAAUCUGGAAGUAUAUAGAUCUCAAUAUGCUCAUUAUUUGGCUAUUCUUGAUCCAUUUGAAGAGUAUGUUAGAACAGAAAUGGUGCGUGAUACGAAUUAUGUAGCUGUUUGGGAUCUACUCAGUAUACCAACUGUAUUGAAUAUUCAUUUAACUUGUGCUUAUCCGAAAGUCAAUGGUGAUGAAGAUUUAAAUUGUCGAUAUCUCAAUAAUGCUCAAUUUAUGCCAUUGGGAGAAAAUCAUGUUGCUACUAAUCCAGAGAAGAAACCAGAAACAUCGUUGAUAGUAAAAGAAGUUAGACUACUUUUUUCUCAUUGCAAUAGACCACCCGUCACUGGAUUUUCAAAAGAAAAAAUAACAUGGAUACCUAAUCAUUUUGUACCUCUUCUUUCUAUCAAGUAA
Messenger RNA from Rotaria sp. Silwood2, 1530 nucleotides. The record is from the annotation of a GenBank genome assembly. NCBI's taxonomy places the organism in Eukaryota, Metazoa, Rotifera, Eurotatoria, Philodinida, Philodinidae.